CCGCCAUGGCGGAGCCCCCCGCUCCUCCCGCCUCAGCCGGCGCCGGCGUCUCCCAGCGGCUGCUCUUCACUCACGACCUGGUCUCGGGCCGCUACCGGGGCUCGGUGCGCUUCGGCCUGGUGCGCGUCAUGCACGGCGAGGACUCCGACUCGGAGGAGGACGAGGGCGGACGAGGCCCCGGCGGCGGGGGAGGCGGCGGCAGUGGCGGGCCCGGCGUGGGCAGCUCGGGCGGCUCCGAGUCCGGGGGCCCCUGCGCGGGAGAGGAGGGCCGCGGCAGCACCCUUCGGCGGGGCUACGUGCGGGUCCAGUGGUACCCCGAGGGCAUCAAGCAGCACGUCAAGGAGACCAAGCUAAAACUUGAAGAUCGGUCAGUGGUGCCUCGGGAUGUCGUCAGGCAUAUGGGUUCACGGGACAGCCAGUGUGGGACAGUCGUUGAUGUAAAUAUAGAGUGUGCAGUAAAACUGGUGGGAACCAACUGUAUCCUUUAUCCCGUCAACAGCAAAGACCUUCAGAAUAUCUGGCCAUUCAUGUAUGGUGACUGCAUAGCCUAUGACUGGUGGCUGGGAAAAGUGUACGAUUUAAAGAACCAGAUCAUUCUGAAGCUCUCCAAUGGAGCCAGGUGUUCCAUGAGUACAGAAGAUGCAGCAAAACUCUAUGAUGUCUGUCCUCAUGUUAGCGACUCGGGGCUCUUCUUCGAUGACUCGUAUGGCUUUUAUCCUGGACAAGUUCUGAUUGGUCCCUCAAAAGUUUUCUCAAAUGUGCAGUGGCUUUCAGGAGUGAAGCCUGUUCUCAGCACAAAAAGCAAGUUCCGGGUGGUGGUAGAAGAGGUUCAGGUGGUAGAAUUAAAAGUUACUUGGAUCACGAAAAGCUUCUGCCCUGGAGGUACAGAUAGUAUAAGUCCGCCACCAUCUGUAAUCACACAAGAGAAUUUGUCUAGGGUAAAACGUUUGGGGUGCUUUGACCAUGCUGAGCGGCAGCUUGGGGAAAGGUGUCUCUAUGUAUUUCCUGAGAAAGUGGAGCCUGCGAAAAUCACGUGCGAGUGCCCGGAGAGAAACUGUGUCCUGGGAGAAGGAUCUGUUGCCAAAAAGGUAAGGAGAUUAUUGAAGAAACAGAUAGUGAAGAUUAUGUCAUGCUCUCCGGAUUCUCGGGAUACCGGUGACCUCCCUGAUGCAGAAUCUGCUGCUGCUGGUGACCAACAGUCUGAAGAUCUUAAAGCUAACUUAAAAUGUGAACUUGAAGAUUCUGCCAAUGGUGCUGUACAAGAGAUAAAGGAAGACCAUCUUGGUGAAAUAGGGAAAGGUAUCACCUGUGAAGCUGCUGGACUGCAGUUGCCACCGCCGUUUGUCCUGAAAGGAGAUGACAUGUCAUCAGACUACAAGCUGCAAUCAAUUGAGCAGGAUGCUGAUGAUGAAGCUGCAGACGACACCGAUGACACCAGCUCUGUGACAUCUUCUGCCAGCUCCACAGCCUCUUCUCAAAGCGGCAGUGGCACAGGACGCAAGAAGAGUAUCCCGCUCUCCAUCAAAAACCUCAAGCGGAAACAUAAAAAAAAGAAAACCAAGGUUUCCCGUGAGUUUAAACCAGGUGACAGGGUUGCUGUAGAAGUGGUGACCACAAUGACUUCAGCUGAUGUGAUGUGGCAGGACGGCACCGUGGAGAAAAACAUUCGUUCCAAUGAGCUGUUUCCCGUCCAUCACUUGGAUAACAAUGAGUUUUGCCCUGGGGAUUUUGUGGUGGAUAAAAGAGCACAGAGUUCUCUGGAUCCUGGUAUGUAUGGAGUGGUGCAGUCAGGAGACCAUGUCGCCCGUACCUGUGUGGUGAAAUGGUUCAAGUUGAAACCAAGUGGGGAUGAUGUGGAGCUUGUUGGGGAGGAGGAGGAUGUCAGUGUGUACGAUAUCGCUGAUCACCCGGACUUCCGCUUCCGCACUACCGAUUUUGUGAUCCGCAUCGGCAAUGCUGAGGAUAGUGCUUCGGUCAAUGAAAAUGAGCCUUCAGUGGGACAGGUGGCUCGUGUGGAUUUCAGCAGCAAAGUGGAAGUUGUGUGGGCUGAUAACUCCAGGACCAUUGUUCUGCCACAGCACUUAUACAACAUAGAAUCUGAGAUGGAUGAAGAAACAGAUCUCGAUUCCAUAGAUGGCAGUACGAGUGGUGCCUCCUCAGACGAGUGGGAGGAUGAGAGUGACAGCUGGGAGACGGACAAUGGCCUUAUGGAAGACGACCAUCCAAAAACUGAGGAAGGGGAGCCUGAGGAGCCACCGCCUGUGGAAGAGGUGAAGAAAGUGGAAGAACAAGUGCAAGGUGCCGUGGCAAUGGCAGUUGCAGACCUAGCGGCAGAUAAGUGUGGCAAAGAAGGGACACCCAAAAGUUUCCGAGAGUUGAAGGAGGCCAUUAAGAUCUUGGAGAGCCUGAAGAAUAUGACAGUCGAACAGUUGCUGACAGGCUACCCGACUUCUCCAACAGUAGAGCCUGAGAAGCCCACCCGGGAGAAGAAGUUCCUGGAUGACAUCAAAAAGCUGCAAGAGAAUCUGAAGAAGACUCUUGACAAUGUAGCUAUUGUUGAAGAGGAGAAGAUGGAGGCAAUGGUGGAGGCAGAGAAGAAGGAAGAGAGAGAAGCACAGGCGCAGACCCCAGUGGCAUCAGAGUGGCCAAGUGAGACUCCUGUGCUUUGCCAGCAGAGUGGUGGCAAGCCUGGAGUCACAUUCACCAGUGCCAAGGGAGAAGUGUUCUCUGUGCUGGAGUGUGCUCCAGAUAGUCAUGCCUUUAAGAAAAUGGAAUUCCAACCUCCAGAAGCCAAGAAGUUUUUCAGCACAGUAAGGAAAGAAAUGGCUCUACUAGCAACCUCACUGCCGGAUGGUAUCAUGGUGAAAACGUUUGAAGACAGAAUGGAUCUGUUUUCGGCAUUAGUCAAAGGACCCACACGCACACCAUAUGAAGAUGGCCUCUUCUUAUUUGACAUCCAGCUCCCCAACAUCUACCCAGCUGUCCCCCCUCUCUUCCGCUACCUCUCCCAGUGCAGUGGGAGACUGAACCCCAACUUGUAUGAUAAUGGAAAAGUCUGUGUAAGCCUUCUGGGGACAUGGAUAGGCAAGGGCACAGAGAGGUGGACCAGCAAAUCCAGCCUUCUCCAGGUGCUCAUCUCAAUCCAAGGGCUUAUCCUAGUUAAUGAGCCUUAUUACAAUGAGGCUGGUUUUGACAGUGACCGGGGCUUGCAAGAGGGCUAUGAGAACAGCCGUUGCUACAAUGAGAUGGCCUUGAUCCGUGUGGUGCAGUCCAUGAUGCAGCUGCUGCGCAAGCCAGUGGAAGUCUUUGAACAAGAGAUCUAUGAGCACUUCUGCUGCAAUGGCUGGCGCUUGGUCCACCGUAUUGAGUCCUGGGUGGAGACAAAUGAGCUGGUUGAGAGAAGCCACGACCAAGCUAGUCUGGGGGAUUCCUGUUUUGUGCAUUCAGCAUGCAGCACUCUCCCCGAGAGCCCUGUAGACAGCAUGGGGCCACUGAGCGAGCAAGAGGAGCUAGGGGCAGCUGCAGCAGUUAACCCAUUGCCUGAAGACAGAGAGGAGCUGGAAGACUCCGGUUGUGGAACGUCAACACUUGCUUCUGGUGACAUCCAUCAGUAUUCAGACUCGGAGAGUAUGGGUCAGGCCAGAGCAGCACGCUUUGCCAGAGACCUUACGGAUGAGAGUAAAGGCACUCUGGACUCUGUAUCUCAGCAGCCUAGUGUGAAACCAAAGAAAAGGAGGAAGAGCUACAGGAGCUUCCUUCCUGAAAGGAGUGGCUACCCCGACAUUGGGUUUCCUCUAUUCCCACUCUCCAAGGGGUUCAUAAAGAGCAUCUGUGGUGUCUUGCAGCAGUACCGGGCUGCUCUAGUAGAGGCCAACAUCCUAGAGUGGACAGAAGACAAAUAAAAAGUAUCAGGUGAUAGGGGACAGACAGAUGCACAGAAAAGAAGGGAAGCAGGGAGGAGGAAACUAGCGAAAGUUGUCAACAAUAAAUAGACUGUGUCAUGCUGCACCCAUUCCUCCUUGGCCUGGUUUGUUAUAGAGAAAGCAGAAGAUCCCAUAACUCAUUUUAGGCUGGUUCUUCCCUUCCACAUUCCAGAUGCACAGGACGGUUGAGCAUCUCUGUGUGCACACGCACACACACACACACCCCUGCCAUUGUUCUCUUUUUGUGUCUGAUCCUGAGAGACUAGGAGCUGAGGCCUUUCUAUUCCAGAUCUUAUGCAAACCUGGAAGUGGGAUCCUCUCAGUUCUUGCUUGUAUGAAGUAAUUCCCUUCUCGUCAUUUGAUCCUCUUGGGCGUUUGCUAUGUGUGAAGGAUGAAGAUGGUUGUUUAGGGAGGAAAAUGUAAUGCUCUACUUAUUCCUCCGCCUUCUUACCCAAGUUUACUAAAGGGGGGAGGGGAGCCUGGUGGUUGCUCUGGCGCACCACAUUUUAAUUAUGCGCCCCUUUCCUGAUCUGUUCGCUUUAUACCACUCUGAGCUAGAUGGAUCAUUUCUUCCGAGAACAGUGGAAGAUGGUGUUAGAUUUGGACUCCUACAUGAGAUCAUUUAAGUGAUGAAUAUAACCUGUUCCUUUUUCCUGACAGUCUAGUUCACUACUGGCCAUUUUGAGGCAAAACCUUAAGUGCUACGCAAGGUGAACUUGAUGUGGCCAGCCCUCGGAAACUUGACUUCUGGACAGAACAGUUAUUUCCACUUUGCCUUGCAGGGGAAUAGUGUAUAUAGUAUAGCCUGCUAUUCUCCUGGAUACAUGAACAAAUGGCUAUCUACUGAACCAUGUACACCAAGGUACCUCAGGAUGGCGCUAGAACAAUUGUGGGGUGUUUUUUUUUCAGUUUCUGCUUUAACUAAUGGGUUUGCCAAGUAGGUUCUGACUUCCAUGUCUUCACAGAUUCAUAUCAACUUCACAGCCGCAAGCCUAUAUGCUAUGGGUAGACAAUGGGUUACUCUAGUCCAACAGCCUUCAUUGUAAGCCACUGUUAAUUCCUGUCUCUUGUUCCUAGUCUGCAACUUCUCUGAUAUGACAUGAUACCAUGACAGAGCAGGUGUUAGAAACCCCAGCCCUGUACUUGUUCGUAAUCAAAGCUGGGGGUACAUGCAUAUUCUCACUUUCUGGUUUUCAUUCACUGUUCCCACACUGUUGCAUGGUAUCAGUUUACCCAUGUACUUCUGUUCUCUGAUACUGACCUAAUUUCCCCUCUUUCAUCCUUCCAAUACAUGUAUCUAGUUUGAAACACCAGGGAGGAUGGGACGUGUCUUGUGCUACUCAGAUAUUAGUCACCAUAGUGCUAUGGAUUAUGACGGGCUUUAUUCUCUGGCUGGGAGGUGACAGCACAUAUGUUUUUGUGGCCGCCCAAUGAUAAGUCUCAAGGGAUGCCAUGCUAGUAAAAGAGUAGCAGAACAAUUAGUGAAGCUACAUAUUAGGUGUAGUUCUAUGUCAUGUCAAGGCUUCCUGCCCCCCCAUGCAGCACUGGGGCAGCUAUUCAAGGGGAAGUAAGAGGGCUUUUUUCACUCUGACCCUCAUUUCCUCAGCAUAGAUGGCUUAGGAAAAAAGCAACAUAAGUACACAUUUUUCUCUCACAAUGGUGAAGGGAUAAGCUAUUCAGCAGGAAAAAGAAAAUCCAGUCCUCUUUCCCUGAGAAAUAGCAGCCAGGGUGCCUACAAUUUGGGAAAGAGGAAAAGAAGUUUAAAAAAAAAAAGGCAGUAUGUUCAUAUGUUAUCACAAUCCUCCUGCUGCUGGGAAUUUGGUUCCUCGUCUCCCUAAGAGGUGAGCAGACCACAUCAUUAUGAUGCAUCAGAGACACAAACAUCCCCAAAUGUCAGUCCCACAGUGGCCCACUUGAGCUUGAACAGAGGGCCACGCUCCUUAUUUGAAGCAGAUGAGCAAGGCAGGAAUAGCCAGAGAAUUGUAGAGCUACUCAAUGUCACUAUCAACUGCAGAGAGCUGAGCUAGAGGACUCCCUUUCCUGAAGAGCGAGGGAGAGCUUUGUCUGACCUUAGAGGUUGUAACCCUGGAAAGAUGUCGCUUUCUCUAGCCUCCUAGGGCUCUGCUGUCGCCUUUUGCAUCGAUCAAGCACUGUCCCUUUGUCCUUGCGGUCAGCCCCUACCAGAGGCAUGCACAGAAGUUUACAGGUUUUUUUUCUAUAAGCUUUUGGAUAAUGUGAAGCUCUAGAUUACGCAGUUGCUCUUGAGCACACUGCAGCUAUGUAACUUUUUUGGUGUAUAUGUAAUAAAGAGUGAAGAGAAUUUCCAGGAGACAAAUGCUUAAAUACACACAGAAGCCAAAGCAUGAGGCAUAUUGUUAGUUUUGAGAUGGGCUACAUGAUUGUGAUGUAUAAAUUAAAAUCCUCUAUUUGUUAAAUGCUGGGGAGGGAUGGGGGGAAAGAAAUAUUACACAAAAAAAAUCAAUUUCUAGCCUUGAUUCUGUACAGUAUUUAAAACCGAUGGGACUGGCUAUUGGGCAAUGCUUAGAGAUGUGUUACUUUUGCAGCUGUGGAUGCUUGGUUGCUUACAAUAUCUGUAUAAAGUAAUUUGUGACUUUUUUUUUUUACUUGCAAACUUUGUUUGGCUUAUCAAGAUGUAGUAAUAAAGGAGAGAAAAUGGCUUGU
Heteronotia binoei (common prickly gecko) is the source of this 6605-nucleotide messenger RNA. It is a transcript of the gene UBE2O, whose product is annotated as ubiquitin conjugating enzyme E2 O. Bases 6 to 3902 code for a protein of 1298 amino acids. The transcript is spliced from 18 exons. Lineage: Eukaryota; Metazoa; Chordata; Lepidosauria; Squamata; Gekkonidae. The record is from RefSeq and is a predicted model, not a curated record.